Molecule: messenger RNA, 4748 nt
Organism: Phascolarctos cinereus (koala)
Lineage: Eukaryota; Metazoa; Chordata; Mammalia; Diprotodontia; Phascolarctidae
Gene: JPT2
Product: Jupiter microtubule associated homolog 2
Cellular component (GO): nucleus
Source: RefSeq, a predicted model, not a curated record
AGCAGUUACUAAACAGUGGGCGUCCACUACGUUCUGCCCCCGUGGAGGAUGUAAUUUGUUCGGGCCGGGGUGAGGGUAGGUUGUGGGGUCGUGCUCUGGGGACAGGCUAGUGAGCCCUCUACACUUCGGAGAGGCCCCGUCUCCACUUCCUGGAGCUGCUCUGGGUAAUGAAACCCCCUGGAGGAGACUCAAGCAAUCUCUUUGGAACUCCAGAAGAAGUUAUUCCUUCAAGUAGACCAAAUAGAAUGGCAUCUAAUAUCUUUGGAGUAUCUGAGGAACCUCAGAAUACACCCAAAAGGUCAAAUCCUCCAGGAGGCAAAGGAAGUGGUAUCUUUGAAGAGCCUACUCCUGUGCAGGCUCGAUAUCGUUUGAAUCCCCCUGGUGGGAAGACCAGUGACAUCUUUGGGUCUCCAGUCACCAUUACUGCGCCCUUAGCACACCCAAACAAGCCCAAGGAUCAUAUUGUCUUAAGUGAAGGUGAGGACACAAAAUUGCAACUCAAAGCUACAGAGAAUACACAUUCUUCAAGAGAAGAACAUGAUGAGAAAUGUGACAAAGGAAAAGAAGAACGAGCAAGGGAAACUGAGUCUAAACUCAAGAUUGACAACCACGAGCCCAGGUUGGGCCCCAGGCCUCGCUCACACAACAAAGUCCUCAACCCACCAGGUGGCAAAUCCAGCAUCUCUUUCUACUAAAGGAAACUAAUACCAGCAUCUUCAGACUAGAAACUCUUCUGUUAGGGUGUCAAGGUUUAUAGUUUCUAAUUAGUACAAGUUAGGAUGGGCGGGGAGGGAAGGGGUUGAUGAUUCAUGUGUGAAGAUUUUCAUGUAGCUCGUUGUUCAAGCUUGUCUUUUAGAAACAGCUAGGGCUGCACAGGACCAGGGGACACAGAGCCUUUCAGGGAAUAGAGUAAACAAAUCUUAUGGGAGCAAUAAGGGAUUCCCCAGGUUUGCAUCCAAGAAUUAGUUCCAAAUAUGAGAGAGUCUUUGAUGAAGUGAAAGAAAAUGGGGAAAGAGUAGAAUCUUCAUGGGUACUAGGAGCAUUUGUGUUUUGGUGGGCAAAUGUACAUCUAGGAUUGGUCCUACAGCAGUAGCCAUUGACAGUGUCACUAGGAGGCUAAAAACUCAUGUGAAUGAUGUGUUGGACAGCUGUUAGAGGAAUGUUCCUGCUACCUUGUCUGGUAAAGGGAUACAACCUGUGUUUCAGAAGGAUAAUAGAUCAUUUAGCUCACACAGUCCUUACAUUAUAAAGUGAUGAUAUAGGACCUUUACCUUUUCUUGGGGGCACUACUAAUAUCUGAGAAAACAGGUGUCAAAUCUGUCUCCUUUUAAGUUUGCCUCCAUGAUGCAUUGUUCUACAGACAUCCUAUAGGCUUUUUGACCUUUUCCCCACAAAAGCCAGGGAAAGACUCACUAAGCUUCAACUUGAAAGGGGUAUUGGACUUGAUUUGAACUCUUGCAGGUGCUUAUGAGUCAAGCCAAUUUUCCUUUUCCCUUGUUUGUAGACCUAUUCUUAAUGGCAGAUUUUUGCACCCAGAUCUUCCAGGGGCAUCUGUACCUUCUGUCAGCUAGAAGGCUGAUCUUAGAUCAAAAGGCCUGCCUUACAUAAGAGAGUAAGUUGGAUCUCUCAUUUACUGAUUUUUGAAGUGAAUAGUUUCUCCCUGCCAUUCUCAUAAGCCUUAAAUGCUUUUGACUGCCUCUUCAGUUCACCAGUGGUGUGAACAUACUACUUUCACAAAACACAGUUCUUUUCUAAAGAUGGGGAGUGGGGCCUUCUGGUCUUUUGUAAAGGCCUUAUUAACCUGUCCAAUUUCUGUCUGAUAUUUUGGUUAUUCAUAUUUUUCUAAGUCUUUUUUUUACUGUAAUCAGUUGAUGGGAGAGUAGAGCAAAUCACUGAAAACCUUUAGUUCUUCAAAUAAACAUUUUGGACAAUAUUUAAAGAGCCCUUUUUAAUGCUUUUUAAAUAUCAGCUUCACAAACUGCUGAUGACUUUGAACCAUUUAUGACACCUUAAUUACAAAGGUACACUAAAGAGUAAGCAGAAAGUUCCCUUGUAUGAGUGAUUACUCAUUUUGGGGAAUCUCUGCAAUCUUGCCCAGUGAAACUGGAAACGUUAGAUCUAAUAUCAUUGCAUAAAAUAAACUCCUAUAUUUUUGAAGCUAUUCUAAUCACAUUUAACUAUAGAAUCAUGCCCCUUUGAUCCAUUUAGGGAAAUGUUCCUCAGUCACACUAAAUAACACUAUAUUUUACAAUUCUGUACCUCUUGCAAUUUGGAACAUCUGUUAUUACCAUGCAAGUAGAGCAGAUGAAGUUUCAUGGUUUCACAAUGGAUAUCUAUAAGGUGAACACCAAAUUCUGGGAAUAUUGUGCUACUUAGAAUAUUUAGCAAGCUGACACCUUGUAUUAAUAUGUACCCUUUGUCCUCAAUAUUUAAAGUGCCUGUAGGAAAUUGCUGUUAAACACUUUAUUUGGCAAAUUACAGGGAACUGGCACAUGGGAUUUGUUAGCCAAAGAUUUUACCUCUUGAGGAUUCCCUGAUGAUUUUGGAGAUUGCUUUAUAGCCAAUCUAAGGUUGCUGUUUCCUAUGAGCCUGUAAAGUACAGAUAAUACCCUGUUUAAAUAAUUGGCUGUGUUUUAGGAUUUUAGAAGUCAGUUAUUUGAAAUGAAAUCAUUUUUUGUAGAAGCAGUGUUAUAAAUGGUGAUUAAAUUCUUAGGCUAGAUAACAGAAGGCUAGUUAACCCAGAAUGUUGCUAAAACUAUGGAACCUAAUCACCAUUUAUAACAGUGUGUCUGUGGGAAAACACAUUUUGGGUGCUAGCUUAUGGUGGCAAAAACAUACCUCAUUAGCCAUAUCCCUGGCAAUGAUAAUUCCCUUUUUCUACCUGAAUUCUGAAGCUCUAAGCCACUAGUGGUAAUUCCUAGAACAAUUUAAGUAGAAGGGGUGGUGAGCAGCAGGGAGGAAGUAUCCAGUGAGAAAGAUGAGAAGUGUUCUAAAUAGCAGCCUUAGAGUAAUGUUUUCCCUCCCCUUCUAACUUUUUUUUCCCCCUUGUUUCCUGAUGUAUCUUUUUGCUGUGGAUGCUGAAACUGGGUGAAAAGGGGCUCAGGAAGGGUGGGGAAUGAAAGUAGCCCACGAGAAUGAGAUUGGCUAGCAGGAAGAAGUAUUAAUGCAUCUAUGCUCAUUUGUAUUUAAAGGAGGUACAUAUGUCUGGCAUUUGUUUGUUGAACUGCCCGUAUUUGGAAGAUCCAAAGACUUUUAGCAUCUUACUCUCAGUCUUUUCUAAAAUGCAUUAAGAAAUUAAUUGUCCUUGUAUUUUUUUUAUUAUGCCUUAAAACUUGUUUUUUAAAUGCAGUUGAUGCCAAUAUUUUCUCUAGAACUACUUAUAUUUUACAGUGUAAUUUUGAUGGGGGCAUUUUCUUACUUUUGCAGGGCAGAAAUGGGAAUAACAGUUACAUUAAACCUGGCAAUCAUGUAGUCAAAAUCUGUUUUUGAGUUUUCCUUGCCAGACCCUUCUUCAAAAUUCCUGAAUUCAACCCUUUUCUUUUUUCUGAUAAAAUGGAGGUUGACAUUUGCAACUCACUAGUGGGUAUAUAUUUUUCUCUCAAAGAGAAUUGUUCAUUUUCACUUUUUUUCCACAAACUGUACGUUUAUUAAACACCUUAACUUUUGAGUAGAAUGAUCAUACCAAUGUUUUUUUCAACUGAUAUUUUUAGUUAGUUACAAAUUAUUUCCCUUAUUCAUCCUUAUUUUAAGAGUGUAAUCCGUUUAUUAUUAACCUCUUGGUAACAGAAACUAUUGAAUUUACCCAUGUGCUUACUUUGGAAGUAUUUAGUCUGGAAUGACAUUUAUGGAAUUAGGGAUGGGGCUUAGUACGGUCCUCAGCCACUUGAGAAGUUGGAGGAAGGGGGUACACUCCUUUCUUCUUUGCAAGAAAAAAAAAUUAGCUAUAAUGGGUUACCUGAAAGAGGCAUCUAAUAUCAUAAAUUAACGUUUUUUUGUAUCUGCCUAGCAUUACUGCACUGAUUAAACAAUUACUUUUUGCACACAUAAAAUUGAACAAAUUCUUCCUUAGUAAUAGCUGGCAUUUAUAAUACUCUUUAAAAAAAAAGUUUGCGGAGUGCUUUCCUUUUCAUUUGAUCCUUCAAACCUCCCUGAGAGAAUAGGAGUUACUGGUAUGAUCCCCUUUUACAGGUGAGGAACAGGCAUAGAGAAGUUAAGAGAUUUGCCCACAGUCACACUGUCGACUAAGUGGCAGAAUGGGUUUUGAAUCUAUGUCUUGAGUGACUCAAGUCCAGCCCUGUCCUACACAAAACUAGCAGUAUGUAGAUUCAGAGGAAUUCACUGAGGCAUUAAAUGUUGCAUAAUUAGGUAUUGAAUAACAGAAAUCAAAGGGUAAUUACUUGCUUUAAUUACUGUGCUUUGUUCAAGUAUACAGUGAUUCAUAGGGUGUGACUUGUAUCCAGUCCUAUUAUUUUUGUUAUGCUGAAUCAGGCAAAUUUUAAAUGAAGCACACUUCUUCCUGUUUAAUCAUAUACUUUGUAUAUUUACCUCAUGCUUCUUACUGAGCCCAAGUAUCAUUCUUUCCAGUAGACUAUUAAUGAAGUAUGAUUGCUGUUUUAUGUGUAACAUCAGAAUGAUGCUAUAUAAAAUUCAGUUCUGCAAGAAAAUGAGACAGCACUUAUCGGAGCUGACGUGAAUUUUAUGUUUUGAGAAAAGGCAUACAGCAUUAAAGGUGGGCGUUUAAUAUUGGU